Ictalurus punctatus (channel catfish) is the source of this 2335-nucleotide messenger RNA. RefSeq lists its product as uncharacterized. The record is from RefSeq and is a predicted model, not a curated record. The transcript is spliced from 3 exons. Gene Ontology annotation, cellular component: nucleus. Bases 485 to 1900 code for a protein of 471 amino acids. Lineage: Eukaryota; Metazoa; Chordata; Actinopteri; Siluriformes; Ictaluridae.
AACCUGUCAGUAAUUAACUAAGUGUUUGUAGUUGUAGCAGGGAUAUUAUUGAAUGACCCUUUUUAAACAUAAUUUUCUCCAUUGUGUAGCAAUAUGGCCAGUGUUCGAAGGCUAAUUCCCCCUGGGGACAGCAUAUGUUUAUUUUGUUUGGGCUGUUUAAACAAUUCUGUGGAUUUAAGAUGUUCCCACAGGUUGUGCAAAAGCUGUGUACAAAGUUACUGGGAGAUGAUGCAAUCUCUGAAAUGUCCUGUUUGUUUGAGAGAGACAUUGUGUAAGGUGUCUUUACAAAAUGUGAGUUCUGAGCUGUCAGGAUCAAACAAUGGAAAUCUCCUUUUGAGGAACACAGAGGGUAAAAUGAAGCAGCCCAGAAGAUGCACAUAUAUUAAAGGAUGAAGAGCAGUUUGUAAAAGUUGAGAAGAAAAUACUUUCUUCUCAUUCGAGAUCCACUGCAAGAAAAUCUUCCAAUGACAUACCAAGCACAAGUAUGGACCCAAUGGAUCAGAAAGCCCAAACUCUGUCAAAUGCCCCAUCAUUUUUAAUGGCUUUGAGAGCCAAUCUGUGCCAUGAGUGUGGCAAAAGUUUUGAAAGCACAUCAGCCCUGAAAACCCAUCGGAAAUCCCAUUCUGUACAGUGGCUGUAUGGGUGCUCUACCUGUGGAAAGCAAUAUACUAGGAAGAAGGAACUUAGUUUACAUCAGCGACUACAUACGAAUGAGAGUCUACUCUAUUGUGCCUAUUGCAAAAGGAAGUUCACAAGGAAGAGAGACCUGAUAUGCCAUGAAAGAAGCCACACUGGAGAGAAGCCUUUCCUCUGUACUUUGUGUGGGACAAGCUUCAGUAGGAGAAGCACGUUAAAACUGCAUAUACAGCGACACAAGGGGAUCAAACUGUACCAGUGCGACCAGUGUGGAAUGUCUUUCCAUACAUCAGCAGCCUUGAAGAUACACAAGGCAAUACACACAGGAGAAAAGCCCUUUGCUUGUCAUCAAUGUGAUAAGAGAUUUGUUCUGAAGGCUCAUCUGGACAUUCAUUUGCACAAACAUGCAGGAGAGACACCCUACAGUUGUUCAGUGUGUGGGAAGGCUUUUAAGUGGAAGCAGAGCCUUACCACUCACCAGCUAACGCAUCAGGAACAACGACCGUUUAAGUGCCCAGACUGUGACUGCCACCUUAAGUCACACCAGUUGAUCCACUCAAGUGAGACGCCAUACAAAUGUAGUCAUUGUGGCAAAGCUUUCAAGCGUCGGAAUUCUUUAAAGGUUUAUGAACGCAUUCAUACAGGCAAAAAGCCCUACAGCUGUGAUCAGUGUGGGAAGAAUUUUGUAUCGUCAAGCGAACUGAGUGUCCAUCGGAGAGUCCACUCAGACGAAAGAAACUACAAGUGCUCUGAGUGCGAGAAGACUUUUCGAUACAUGCCGUCCUUGAAGGUCCACCAGAGAACGCACUCUAUGGAGAGACCGUACCAUUGUCGUGAGUGCGGUAAAAGCUUUAUUGCUUCCUCCCAUCUCCGAACCCAUGAAGAAAUGCACAAAAACGAGCAACGCCACCACUGCACAGAGUGUGGUCAGGGUUUUAACUGCUCCAGCACUCUGAAGUCCCACCAGAUGACCCAUUCGACCAGGACGGAGUUCCGUUGUGAUGAUUGCGGCAAGAUUUUCAUCCGUAAGGAUACCUUUAAAAUUCACCAACAGAUCCAUACGGGGGCCAGAGUCUACAAUUGCUCGGAGUGUGGAAACAGCUUUAGCAGCUCCAGCAAUUUACAGCGACACCUGCAGAACCACAAAGUUAAGACAAUGUAUCACUGCAGUGAGUGCGAGAAGAGUUUCAGUAGUGUGGCAUACCUGAGGAAGCACCAACUAGCUGUGCAUGCAGCAGAGGCGCCAUAUGUCUGCACAGAGUAAGAGGAAAGCCUUGAUGCUGAAAUGCUGCUAGCUGAAAUACUCAAGAGACCCUCACAGCAUGGGAUAAAUCACCUGCAUUUUUAUUUUAAAAAUAAAAUCAUGAGGACAUAUCUGUAUAUUUCAGAAUGCCCACAAAUGGGGGAUGGUACUGAUCAGAAAUGAUCUUUUCACUUUGUAUUUUUUGCCAGUGUAAGAUUUUUUUUUUCUCAUUGUCCAUCCAGAUAGCUGAUUAUAUGAUUGUUAUUCCUGUCAAGUAGCUACAUUCAAUGGUUCCCUUUUUUUUUCUUUUCUGAAUGCCAUAUAUAUCCAGGUUUACUCUUGAUGUGCAGUGAUAUUUACAUGCUAAAUGGCAUCCUGAAUUUGUAAAAUAAAUUUAAUUUCCACAUAUCUCUCAAAGGAGUAUGGUUCUCAUUUUCAACCAUUUCAACCAGGAUG